AUGCUCCUUCAUAUCCGUGUCUCUUACAUCUCGCUGCCCCUCCCCAAGCAGAUCAUCAUCGACACGUUCUGCCACUGUGGGAUCUCGAGCAAGCUGGACGGAACAGAGAACCACCUGGUGAUGUCUCACCUGCGCGCCAGGAGCACCACCGAUGUCUCCGCGGACAUGUCUCUCGGGGGGACCACAGGCGACAACACGCGCCUGCUCGGUCGGACUCCAGAGGAGGAGGAGGAGGAGGAGGAGGCAAUGCAGGCGGAGGGCGUGCGGGAGGUGGCCGUGGCAACCGACCUGGAGGUGCUGUACCAGGAGACCCCCAACUACCGCGGAGCGGCGGCCGAGGCUGACCGCAUGAUCGAGCCUAGGGAGACGGCUAGGCAUGCCUGGCGAGUGCCAGACUUGGGUGUAGAGCCUGAUGUUAGUGCAAGUGAGGAGGCGGUGACUGAGGGGGGUUAG
Closterium sp. NIES-65 is the source of this 453-nucleotide messenger RNA. Lineage: Eukaryota; Viridiplantae; Streptophyta; Zygnematophyceae; Desmidiales; Closteriaceae. The record is from the annotation of a GenBank genome assembly.